CUCUUUAGUUUUGCUUUCGCAGCACCUGUUGUGUUUAUUUUCGCGGACGUCCGCAGUCUGUCCAAUCGCCGCGUUAUUCCUCCUAUACUCUACUGCAUGGCCCACAGCUGAUCAGCUGUCAUCUAGCAGUGGCGGGGGUCCGUGCAGACUUCGACGCAGCCGACGGCUCAGCGCCCGGAGGCGCGGCUCGGGUGGAAACCUGACAGUGCUCGACGACGCAUCUUCCAGCGUGCUAGGCACUACAGCUGACCGCCAGCCGGCUAUCACGCUUUGCCAGCUGCCGCCCGAAGUUCUCUUCCACGUUUUCCGGCACUGCGAUGUGAAGUCCCUUGGUGUCGUCGGCAUGUGCUCCAAGUUUAUGCGGGACCAAGUGCUUGGUUACCUGAGUUGCCCAACCGCUCUCGAAGUGCUCAGCUUCGAACACAUGGAACAGGUGGACGCCAUCAGGCACUGCAGAUCGCUCGGGGUGCUGAUGAAGAGGGUCACCUUCUUGUUUCCGAUAAUGGCACGACUGCGCACCAUGCUGCCGUUCAUCGAGAAGUUUGUGGGCCGGCCGAAGCUCAAUCUGAACGAGCCAGAGCAAGACUUGGACGCCACGUGUCGGCGGUGGCACCAGUACGGCGCCUUUGUGAUGAACGCCAUACUCGGCUGGAGGGACAGCGAUUGCGAUGUGGUCUACAGCGUCCUCGUAGGGCUGCUACGCACGCGCCUAUUCACCGCCAGGGUGCUCGGGGCAAGGUGCGGAUACCUGCUGCACGAGGAGUUCGUGCUCCGGAACUUUCUUCAGUGCCUGUUCCUGUCCGAGGUCGUACUCGAUCAACGCUGCGCCUGGCUGUCGAGGCUGCUGCAACGAUGGCCGACGGUGCUCCGCGCCAGGCUACUGUUCAUCAUCUACGGGCCCUGCCAUCACGGCGAGAUCCUGUGGGCGCUGCCAGCGCAUCCACACACGACGGCGUGGUCUCCGCUGCUGCGCGUCGCGCUGGCCGAGAUGGGAGCGGCGCUGGCUAGCCUUUAUUGGAGCUUGGGCGACACCAUCGACAUCAUCGAAGAGCUGUUCGUGAUGUGCCGAGAGUGGCUGCCACUGAACCGUGCCAUGUUGCUGACCUACUGCGGAGUGGACAUAUGCGUGACAGUCAUCGCUUCCAAAAUCAGGGAACGGCAUGAAGAUGAAGUGGCCGGCCUCCUAUACAACCUGAUCUUG
Molecule: messenger RNA, 1201 nt
Organism: Rhipicephalus sanguineus (brown dog tick)
Lineage: Eukaryota; Metazoa; Arthropoda; Arachnida; Ixodida; Ixodidae
Product: F-box only protein 47-like
Exons: 7
Source: RefSeq, a predicted model, not a curated record